Molecule: messenger RNA, 2013 nt
Organism: Danio rerio (zebrafish)
Lineage: Eukaryota; Metazoa; Chordata; Actinopteri; Cypriniformes; Danionidae
Gene: efna3b
Product: ephrin-A3b
Biological process (GO): ephrin receptor signaling pathway
Cellular component (GO): membrane; plasma membrane
Molecular function (GO): ephrin receptor binding
Source: RefSeq, marked provisional
ACAAUUGUAAGUGAGAAACAUCCCGCCGCCGCGCGCAGGAAUCCUCACGCGCAUCCUAGCUGAUAUGACCAACAAAAGCGCAUAUUAGUUUUACAAUCACGGAGCCCUGUUAUCUCUCGGGUUUCUCCAGUGCAACGGAGACGACACACUUCUCUCUUUCCUGCAUUUAAACUCCACUCCACCACUCGCCUCGGCUGCCUGCAUCUCUCUGCUCCGUCCAGCGGUGGUCUCACGUCGGACUAUUGGAUUUGGGUUGACACCUCGGGGACAGAGGGAAGGGGUCUCCGCCAUGGAUUCUGACUUUUUAAACACUUAAUACAAACCCAGAUAUUGCAAUAAGACAGCAUUCGAAUAGUUGAGAUAGCUGCGCGUUAGGUCGCAUCUCUUCCAGUGCUUCUUCACCGAACGGGAUGGUUCCAGCGCCGCGCCGCGUGGGGUGAGAAGAUCUUGCAAGACCGGGAAGAAAAGCGAGAGAUCGAGGGAUUAUGGCACUCUACGCGCUCUGUCUUUUUUUACUGACGCUCACCUGCACGAACUUUGCCCUGGUGACUGCGGCCAGGCACGCGGUACACUGGAACAGUUCAAACAUACUACUUCGUAAGGAGGGCUACACGUUGCAGGUGAAUGUCAACGACUAUCUGGACAUCUACUGUCCUCACUACAACAGCAGUCAGAGGGGCAUCGCGGAACAGUAUGUGCUCUACAUGGUCAGUUAUCGCGGUUACCGGACCUGUGAUCCACAGCUAGGCUUCAAGCGCUGGGAGUGUAACCGUCCUCACGCCCCUCAUGCUCCCAUCAAAUUCUCAGAGAAGUUCCAGCGCUACAGCGCCUUCUCGCUCGGCUACGAGUUUCACGUUGGCCAGGAGUAUUAUUAUAUCUCCACACCCACUCAUCACCACGGCCGGAGCUGCCUGAGAUUAAGAGUGUACGUCUGCUGCUCAACAGCGUCUGAUUCAGAUGAUGAGCCUCAGCCUACAGAGCCAGACUACACUCUGAGACCUAACAUCAAAAUCGACGACCUCGAUGACUAUGAUAAUCCCGAGGUUCCCAAACUGGAGAAGAGCAUCAGCGGCAGCAGUCCAUCCAGAGACCGGCUUCUCCUAACAGUGGCUUCACUUCUCCUUAUAGCCCUCUCUGUAUCCUAGCAUCAACCUCCGAUAUGCCACCAUACCAACGAGGCCUUGAGGAGGGGGGAAUGAAAGGUCCAGGGCCGAUAAGUUUGAGUAUUAAGACUCAGAUUGGAAGAGGAAAUAAAGCGAACACUUGAUGCUGCAGGAGCUUACAGAGUGUCAAGCACCAGCCCACAAUUCAACAGUGGAUAUCAUGUCUUACAACAGCGACACACUUUGCAUGUCGCUCAGACAAUACUAAUACACCAUAAUGAGAACUGUGCCAUUUCAGUUACAAUAGAGUGUGGAUUGAGUGUGUGAUGUGUAUGUGUGUGUGUUGGUGUGUUUAUAUGUGUUUGUGUGGCGCCAUGUGGAUGGAGAAAAUCUUUCCUUUGGUUUGAAGGCUUGAUAACUCCAUUUUGGCCAAGUUUACAACUUGUAUUAAUCUGACCACAGGUGGAUGGAUCGAAAUGCACGUGUAAAUUGGAUCUGUAAUGUUGUCAGCUUCUCCACUUUUGACCACUUCUUGAGGUAGUUGAAAACGAAUUUGUUUAGAUUGCUUUCAUAGUGUGAAUGCUUUAAUGAACAAAUCUGUGUAGAGGGAAACCUGGAUUCUAAAAUCUGUAUCUGACUUGAAUCGCUACUUUCCCAAACUUAACAUGUAUGGUUUAAAAAAAGAAAAGCUGACCCAAGAUAGACCUUAUAGACAAACUCAUAAUUUUAAGGAUAAAGUCUAUGGCCCAAUCCCAGUUCUACCCCUUAGCUCUUCCCCUUACCCCUACCACUCAUUUUGUGCAUUUCCGUGAAGCGUUAGGGAUGUCUUAAUUCUCUUUAGCUUGAAGGCGUAGGGCUAAGGGGAAGGGGUAGAUAGCCCAUUCAAACUGAGAUUUUUCAGGACCACACU